AUGCUCAUUUUAGCGCCGUGCAGGUUAUGUAAAAUAACAAGUAGAGUCGUUGAGAUCAAUUAAAAAUAUAUAAAAACUCGACCGAUAUUCUGUUAAUAUCAAGCCAUGGUCUUCCUGAACCUUCCCUUGCUGGUACGGUCCCGUGGUCCGGACGAAUUCUGGCGGAAGAGACGCAUCUUCAAGCUGGCAGCGCAUUAUAGAAGCCGCACUCGCAAUGUCUACUCCUUCGCCAUCCGGAGUGUCCAUAGGGCACUGGCCUAUGCCACCAAGGGGCGAAAGCUAAAGAAACUGGACAUGGCGCAACUGUGGAGCACACGCGUGGAGGCGGGUUGUCAGCAGUAUGGAGUAGGUCUGGAAACCUUCAAAGAGGGCCUCGCGCGCUCCGAUAUUCUGCUCAACAAAAAAGUCCUAUCCGACCUCGCCAUUUGGGAGCCGCGAUCUUUUGAAGCUCUAGUAAAGAUCUCUCGAGAGCGGGCAGCUGUGGAGGGAAUGCCAGACAUCAAACGGAGAUCGGCAUUUAACCAGGUCUAUGGACUGAGCAACCUGAAGUUGGAUUAACAUAGCCUUAAGUAGGAGUUCAAAUAUAGAUAUUUGUAUGUUUU
Molecule: messenger RNA, 602 nt
Organism: Drosophila melanogaster (fruit fly)
Lineage: Eukaryota; Metazoa; Arthropoda; Insecta; Diptera; Drosophilidae
Gene: mRpL20
Product: mitochondrial ribosomal protein L20
Exons: 3
Coding region: 106-558 (150 amino acids)
Biological process (GO): translation
Cellular component (GO): ribosome
Molecular function (GO): rRNA binding; structural constituent of ribosome
Source: RefSeq, marked reviewed